Molecule: messenger RNA, 1281 nt
Organism: Adelges cooleyi (spruce gall adelgid)
Lineage: Eukaryota; Metazoa; Arthropoda; Insecta; Hemiptera; Adelgidae
Product: arrestin domain-containing protein 17-like
Exons: 7
Coding region: 167-1186 (339 amino acids)
Biological process (GO): protein transport
Cellular component (GO): cytoplasm
Source: RefSeq, a predicted model, not a curated record
UAACUGUUAACAUGAUUAAAUAUCGUUGACGGUUUCUUUAUUAUUUUUCUGUUCAGUUUUAUUCAAUCCUUUUUGUAUCGUGUAUUCAAAAAUGAUAAUCGUGUCGAUAGGUUUUUGAAUUGUUGUUUUGUUCAGCCAAAAAAAAACAAACGAUAAUUAUUUCAUUAUGGAAUUAUCUUUGGACGACCCUUGCCAGUUGUUCUUUCCGGGAGAAGUCGUAAUGGGAGUUUUACGUUUACACAACAUCGAUGAAUUGAUCGGCAUGCCGCCCAUCGUCAGAGUUAACGGAUACACUAUCGUGUGGAAAACCAAUUCCAAGUGCGAUACCGAAGAGUAUUGUUCAUUUUUCGAAGACCAAGCGGUUAUGAACAAAAUUUUGCCUGAAAACAACAACUCGACGACAUCAUUGAACCUACCAACAGAAAUCUAUUCCAGUACGUACAAGUUCCAUUUCGUCUUACCCGAUAAUCUACCGCCGUCCUACGAAGUCCAGUUUGGCCACACGAGAUAUAAAAUUUCGGCGAAUUUCAACAGCAAUACUGCUUUUACGUAUUUUAGUGUCGGCCAAUGGGUGGGGUUGAAGAAACGUGCUAACUCAGUCGAUAGAAAAACGAGUUUUAUUCCGUCGUUGUGUAUCUGUUGGUGUCCCGUUGUUAAAGCAUCGUUCCAUCUAGAGCAAACUCAAUAUUUGCCCGGAGAGACUGUCUAUUUAGACGCUGUUAUCAAAAACAAUUCUUGGGACGACAUUAUAUAUUCUAAAGCGUUCAUCGUUCAAAAUACGAAAUAUGUAAAAACCCAUCAUAUUAUACCGAUUAAGUAUAAGAGAACCGUUGUGGAAGAAACGAGAGGGCUCAUAUCCAGUGGUCAUAAUCAAGUUUGGUCUCGGCAACCGUUGUACAUACCUCCGGUGAUUCCGACCACAAAAAAGUGUAACAAUCCGUUUAACUUUUUCGAUGUAGAAUAUAAACUGAAGAUUCACAUUGUUAUGAAGAGUUCUAAAGAAAAAACUUUGUUCUCACAAAGAUUGUUGAUCGGCAAUUGGGACGACAGCAUGAGCUGUACAAAACUGAACGAUCAUAAAAAAAAACCAAUCCAGCUUCUUCAAUUUUCCACCGAUGAUUGUCAGAUGAGCAAAUUACAAAACAACGACUUCAAACCCAAAUACGUGGUUUAUCAGACUAAUUGAAAGUUUUGAACGUUUAACUCGCUAAAUGUUUAUUAUGGAAGUAUUUUUUUUUUGUUAUUAUUUUAUAUUGAGAUGUUUUUUUUUUUUUUUUACUA